CUAAGUAAGUGCCACUGGUACAAGUGAAAGGUUUUUCAAAGGAAGUCACACUUGAGAGAGAGAGGAGGAGUUGGGACCGUGGUUAACCGUAUGGUGGCAAGUUCAACUUGGCAACGACUAACUUAAAGGUCAUCCCACCAAGCAGAGGCGAGCACGGAGGGACAGAAGAAUCGUCCGAAGAAGAAGAAGAAGAAGAAGUCUUAGAGCAGGGAGUCAGCUUUGCAAGGGGAAAGAAGGAAGGAAUCGAAAGGUGAAAGGAAAGGAUUCAAAGGAAGACACGUUGCGGUCUGGACGAGGGACAGAAGUGUGUGCCAAGAAGAAGAAGAGAGGAGAGGAGAGGAGAGGAGAGGAGAAGCUAGUGAGAGUCAGGUCGGAAAGGGAAAAGAAAGGCUGCGGCGAUGGCGGCGGCUUACGGGAUGCCUGCAGGCCCAGCACAAGACCAAUGGCACACGGAUAUCUUCGGCUGUUUUGAGGAUCUUGGAAGCUGUCUUAUGGGGUGGUGCUUACCAUGUGUUUUAUUCGGUCAGAACUCAGAAUUGCUGGAUGGGACCGGCUGUGGCGGCCCUUGCUGCAUUUUCACUCUCUUUAUGUCCUGCGGAUUGGCAUCAUGCAUAUCCCUCUAUACCUGCGGCGUGCGCUCAAGACUUCGACAGAAGUACAACCUACCAGAGACGCCUUGCGGGGACUGCUGCACGCAUUUUUGGUGUUUGUAUUGCUCACUCUGCCAAGAGCAUCGGGAGCUCGAGUUUCGAAGACAGCAAGCACCCAUUGGCAAAUACGCCGUACCGAUGAGACCGGGUGCCGUAGGAAUGGUCCCCCGAGGUGUCCCACAUCCCCAGGCAAUCGCCAGGUAAAGACCGUCAGGCGGCAUCAGCGCAAUGAAGGUUGCCCCGCGGUGAGCUCGAAAGCACCCUCAUCGUCAUCCUUAUCUUCGUGCUGCUGCCACCAUCGUCAUCACUGCCAGCAUCCCCAUCAUCAUAAUGAUCGCUCAUCGAUCAACCUUCAAUCACCAUCGACGGUCCAUUGUCGUCGUCAUCGCCUUGGAUGACGUUAUCAUGACUAUCGUCAGUACAUCCUCAUCGUGGUCGCCGAGAGAAGUGUGUCUUACCUAAUAUCCGCUGUUCUGCAGAAAGCGGUAUCUUGAGGUGAAGGUGAAAUGGGGUGAGGGGGAGGAAGGGGAGAAUGGAAUGGAAUCUCCUUCUUCCCCUGCCCAAAAAUGAGUCAUGACAUUAGUUUUAGGAAUAGGCUAUCGCAGUCACGCGGACCGGGCCCAGCCCAGCGAACCUGCCCAGGGUACCUGGGCGACAGCAAAAGAGGGGGGUCUUUUCGUUUCUUUUUUUCUUUUUUUGUUAAGAUAGCGUGGCAAUUUUGUGCC
Messenger RNA from Chara braunii, 1375 nucleotides. Lineage: Eukaryota; Viridiplantae; Streptophyta; Charophyceae; Charales; Characeae. The record is from the annotation of a GenBank genome assembly.